UGGCAGUGGCAGUGACAGUGACAGUGACAGUGACAAUGAGAGUGACAGUGACCAAAGUACGUACAUUGCGGUAGAGAGCGAAUUGACAGGGAACCUGACCUAAAACAUACAUGUGCGUCUAUGGAAGAAUGGUAUAAGCAGAAACAUUUUCAAUGGGUUUUUUUCUGUAAGUUAUCUAGAUUACUUCCAAAGGGGAUUAAGGAUUACACUUCGAGCACCCUAAGCUCUUGACCACACUGCCUCCACAUAAAUGAUAAUCCUUUCUGUGUUUUCUUUACUUCUCAGUGUCAAGUCAUGCUGAGCGGGUGAUAAAAGAGGAAUCAUAUAAUUUCCGUUCUCCAAGGGUGUUAAGACAAAACGAACGCAGAAAGCUGGUUGAGACGUUUUGCCAAAAGACUGGGCACAAUUCCAUGCCAGACCCUUCUCACAUUGCAGUGAUCCCGUCUCUCAAAAUACUUUACUGCAUUACACCUAAAGUGGCUUCCAGGCAGUUGAGAGAAAUGUUGUAUCCAUUUGUUAAUAUAAACCAGCUGAGAAAUAAGCCUCUACUAAGUCGGUUUCCUCCACACCAGCAAAGGCAGAAGUGGGAAACAUAUUUCAAGUUUACGUUUGUUCGUGAGCCGUUCGAGCGCAUUCUGUCCGCAUACAAAGACAAGUUCGUUUAUCCAAGAUUUCCCCGCAAAAAACUUCAACUUCACGGCACAGCAAUUCUGAGAACCGUUCGUCCAAACGCUUCCAAGAGCGCACUUGAUAAGCUUGAUGACAUCACUUUUCGUGAAUUCAUUGAAUAUUUAGUAACCAAAGGAAGCAGCAAAAGUACGCCUGUUAUGGACUGGCACUGGGACAAUUACGUCAACAUUUGUGGAAUGUGUGCCGUCAACUAUGACUUUAUAGGUCAUUACGAAACUUUCGAUCAAGACUUGGCAGAUUUCAAAGAGGCUGCAGGGUUAUCGCCCCAACAGGCAAAGAAAUUCGAUGCUCGAGCCAACAAUAAAUCCAGUACCGCCUCCUCUAUGCUCAGUUAUUACUCGGAGAUUCCCGUAAAGUGGAUCAACAUCCUUGGGCGGUUGUACAGAGCCAACUUCGAGAUGUUUGGAUACAACUUCCCGGGACCUCUUAAGAGUCUUUUUGAGUAAAGGAAGAGAUUAUAGUCAGGAUGUGACAUUUUGAAGACUUUUUAGCUUUUUCCGUCUUUU
Messenger RNA from Orbicella faveolata, 1196 nucleotides. Its product is annotated as carbohydrate sulfotransferase 11-like. Gene Ontology annotation, molecular function: sulfotransferase activity. Gene Ontology annotation, biological process: carbohydrate biosynthetic process. The record is from RefSeq and is a predicted model, not a curated record. NCBI's taxonomy places the organism in Eukaryota, Metazoa, Cnidaria, Anthozoa, Scleractinia, Merulinidae. Gene Ontology annotation, cellular component: membrane.